This is a messenger RNA of Brassica rapa (field mustard), 8418 nucleotides long. RefSeq lists its product as uncharacterized. Lineage: Eukaryota; Viridiplantae; Streptophyta; Magnoliopsida; Brassicales; Brassicaceae. The record is from RefSeq and is a predicted model, not a curated record.
AAUAUAUUAAUGGCAAAAUGCUCUACGAGAAACUAUCCACUAAUCAUGCUCUUAGAGCAUGUCCAAUUCAAUAUGUAAGUGAAGUUCUCAAAUUAAAAGAACAUAAAAAAAUAACCAAAAUAGGAAAAAGAUAAACUUUGUAUCUGAAAUGAGAUGCUUAGAGAACCUCUUCACAUACCUACUUGCCACGUGUAAUGUUCUAACUAGUUAAUUUUCUUUUUAAAUAACAAAGUUAAUCAAAAAAGAAUAAAGUAUACUCAUUACAAACCUUAUAAAAAUAACUUAUCCUAGACGCUCGACUUCUGCCGCCGAUAGAACCCUAGGAAGAAAAAGUCACCAGCGCAGAUUCAGUAGCUCCGGCGGUCGGUGGUUCUCACUGCCGCCGGGAGCGGUUCCGUCUCAGUUCCGUGUAAGAUUUUAUGGUUUUCUCUUCGGCUUCUCGACAUUUUUUCUUGUAGUGGAAUCAGAUAUGGGCUCAAGGUAAGAUUCUGACGUUUCUGAUGUUGGUCUCUGGUCGCCCUUGUCUGGAUGGGAGAAUCGAUGGGUGCUGGUCUCUUUGGCCUUGGUGUGGUGGUCCGAAUCAGUCUGGCAGAUUCUGGCACCGCUGUAGCUAGACGGUCAAGCAUUCUCUGGGAUUCUUCUUCUGGUUGUCGCUAUUGAAGGUCGAGGUUGGUUUUCAUGUCUGUAGUUGUGUUGUUAUUAGGUUCUUGUUGUUGCUUCAUGGUCACGAGGCUUUGAUGGUCUUGGAUUCACCAGAGAGUGUGGGGGUUAUGUAUCUCUAUCUCGCCUGGCUUGGAUUGCUCCUCUAGGUUCGUAUCGGUUUUCAGGAGCGCGGUGCAGGACUCAGCUGACUAUGAUGUGGGUAGUUACUUCUUCCAUCGGAUCUGGAGAGGUGAUUUCAGGUUGGCGUUUGGUGGUGCGGAGUGCUCGGCUCUCUGUGAUGGAGUUGGUUGGUCGUGAGGCAGUGUUGGUUUCUUUGUAUCUUCCGUUUGGAUCUCCCAACUGGAUUCUAAGGCUCUAUCCUCUGUUCUCGAUAGCCUCUUGUUUCUUCCCGAAUUACCUUUGCGUUUGUUGGUGAAUUAUCCAUUGUGAAGCUUCGGUUUAGUGACGUUGUGCCAUUCCUUGGUUUUAAACCGACGGGUUCUUCCGGAUUUCUUGGUAAGGGACUUUGGAGCUUCAGCUCAAUCGCGUUUGGUCAUGGAGUAGUUUGACUGUAAUCAGUUUCUUCGUCUACUGCUCGGGUGGAGAUCCGUUCUCUCGUUGCUUCUCUUAGUUGAAGUUUGUUCGUGAGUGGCGGUUGCUUGUGGUUCUUAUCUGAACUUGUCUUGAAGCCUUGCUAUCACCCCCAAUAAUUUUGACCCUCAUCGCCUUCUCGCUUAUCCCGACGUCCUUAUCGAAUUGCUUCACUUUCUUGAUAAUGUUUUGUUAGCUCCAGAAUUCUUAGUGACCUUGUUUGCUUUUAGGUCGUGUAAGGUUGUGUUCUUUUUAGUUGUCUUUCUAGUCUCCAGACGAUAUUGUUAAUCGUGCAGGAUGUUGUCUCCGGAAAGGUUUGUUCUUUUGCCGGCUUUGUGUAUUUGGCUUUGUGCACUUCCGUUAAGUUAAUGAUAAUCUAUAGACGACAAAAAAAAAAGAAUAAGGUAUACUAAAAUAUAAUUUUAAAUCUGACAAGAACUUUUUUUUGCAUACUUUACCGUUAAGGUUUCUCUUAUAGCUUUAACAGUAGAGGUUUCUCACACAGUUUCUUCAUAUUAAAAUAACAAAGAAAAACUAAAAAGGAAGAGAGAGAUGAUAGAAACUUGAGGGACGAUUUUUUCAGAAGACUCAUUUGAGUUAAUAAAUUGUUUUUAUAGAUGUCACAUAAAGAGUUCGUGGUCCAUCUUUUUUUUAUUUUUAAAAUUUAUUUAUGUUAUUACAUAAUUAAUAUAAUAUUGAUGAGAUACUCUUGGUAGAGAAUCUACCUCAAAUGAUGCUCUUAGAUCUUUUUUUUGUCAACUACAUAUUUAACUAGAACAAGUUUUCUGAAGAGCACUUUGUCUAUCAGUGUCUGAUAUAUAUGAGAGAAAAUACAUCAUCUGGCCCUUGCCUCUUUUGCCAGUGAAUCCGUUCGGCCAUUUCUGUUCUGAGAAAUAUAUAGAGAUUAGAUUCACUUAUUCGAAGUCUUCCUCUAAUCUCCAGAACACAUCAAUUUUUUAAUUUCUGACGCGAAUGAUGGACUUUGUAGUUAUGUCAACUAGGUCUGAGCAGUCUCUCGAAACAGAUCAAUGAUAUCCUCUUAUCUCUCAUGUGUGAAACUGUCCAAAGUAAGCCGUCCAUCUCAGUAUGUUAUCGAAAAAGUUAUUUGGUUCCUUUCCGCUCAAUCCCGGAAACAAUCUCUCUCAAAAGGUAUGAAUCAUCACACAACGCUAGAUUAGUAAUAGCCUCUGUUUGAUAUUUGUUUUGUGCUUAUCAUUAUAUUCUUCUUGCCAUUGUUUGUAUUUUCCCUAAUGAUCAUAUGUUAUGCUUUGCUUAUUAUUCUAUAGUAACAUAUUUCAUUAGCUUAUUAUCCUAAACACUUCGUUGAUUAUUUUCUUGAUAUAUAGAAUGAUGAAAGCUACUUUCUCCUCAACGGCGUAUUGACCGAAAUCUUUUCGGGAGUAAGUGGAUGGCGCCACCUUCCUUGGGAUCUUUCCAGUAGAUUUCUGGUAUUUAUUGAGAAUACCCUACUAGAAAAGGUUAGCUAACUCUCAGUACUCUAUAACUCAAGCUGAUUAGUUAUCGUUGAUUUUUGUUUUUGUUGCCCGUACUCUAUCUGCACUGCAUUGUUUAUCAUGUGAACAUGUAUGUUUGUAGAUUACCAGGAGCAUUAGUAAAUCUAUUCGUGAAAAGACCUUACUUGCACUCAUGCCUUUUGUUCAAAAACUUACUUUGAGCUUGGACGGUGAUUGGAGAGAUAAUCUUAUGCAGGUUCGUCUAUGUUAGUUCCUUCCAUAGCUAGCAUGCAAUUUCAUUUAUAUAUAUGAUUGUUUAUAUUUUCGGGCAUUUACUAGCAUGCAAUUGCAAACCAGAGUCUCCACUUAAAUUAGCUUGCAUUUCAGUUGUUAGAGACCUGAUUAUCCCUGUAAGUAAAAUUUAUUUCAUGAUGUGGCUAAUCUCACUUUCCACACACUUUGAUUAAAUCUCAAAUCCGUUUUCUUGUAAUGGAAUGAAAUUCAUUCAUUUCAUUCAUGAACAAAUUUGUUAUGGAAUAGUUUUCUUUGUAUUUUAUCUAAUUACUUUUGAAAUGGGUGGAAUGAACAUUCCAUUCCAUUCAUAGCAAAUGGUAAAUUUUUUUGUGGAAUUGAUGGAAUCAACCAUUUCACAUAAUUCCAUUCCAAAAUAUUGUAAUCCAGUUGCACCAAACAACUUUUUUCAUCUCUUUGAAUUGAUAUGGGUUUAUGCUUCAUCUGCAGAAGUUUCUGUUUUGUUUACUUUUAAAAAACACCUACUGGUGUUGUCUUUCUCAUUUUGUUUGCAGUUUGUAUUCGUGGUACUUUUUCCGUUGGUUGAAUCAAUGACAAAAAAAAAGAAUUGAUAUGGGUUAAAAUGUUUCAUUUUUAAUCUUCUGGGAUUUGACACAUCUCUUCUUUGAUGCCAGUGUAUACCAGAAGAUAAUGAUGUAGGAGACUCUUAGAUUUACAGAACCUAAUCUAGAAGUUUUCCUUUUAUUUCAUGUUUUCCUUGUCUUGUAGAGAUUUACCUUUUUAUGUUUUAGGCUCUCUCUAUAUAAGAGGGUUUUAGGUAUUUUAUUUUAGACAUUCAUAUCUUUUCUUAUCAAUAGAAGUUUUCAAGCUUUUAUCUUUUCUGGUGGAUUCCAGAGCUUAAUAUUCGAGUUCUUGCUUGAGAGCUUGAUUUUGAUCUAAGGGUUAGUGUUUGCUAACCUUAGUGAUUUCCGACUGCGUCAAGUGGUAUCAGAGCAAGGUCUUCUCCUUCUCUUUUCGAAGCUUGAUCAGCCAUGGGUGAUCAACCAGUAACCAAAGCCGACUUCGAGGGUUUCGCAGAAGGUUUAAGGGAGGCAACCACAAACCUCACUGCCGUAACUGCUCAAUUGGCAAAUCUGGUAACUGCGUUAAAUAAUCAGGUUGUGGCUUAUCCCAAUCAGGUUAAUAACGCCGGUCAAAGAGGUGGAGAAAGAAGACCAAUUCGAGGUCAACAAGGUCGAAACAAUCGUGAUGUUUGUUGAUAAUUCUAGUUCAGAAGAAGAAUCAGAAGAAGAAAUAGCUGAAGGAAACCUACAAAACAAUUAUGAUUAUCGGGUAAAAGCCGAUAUUCCAUUGUUCUAUGGAACUAUGGGAGUGGAGGAGUUUCUUGAUUGGCAAAUUGAUGUUGAUCGAUUUUUUGAUGUCAUGGGCGUUCCUGAGAAUAAACAAGUUAAGAUGGUAGCUGUCAAACUGAAGAAGACUGCUGCAGUGUGGUGGGAUAAACUCGUUGUCCAAAGGCAAAGACAAAGGAGAGGACCAGUUAGGACUUGGCGUCGAAUGAAGCAAUUAAUGCUGGAGCGAUUCUUACCGGAAGAUUACGAACAAAUUCUUUACAAGAUGUAUCUCGAUUGUGUUCAAGGAAACAUAACUGUGACCGAGUACACAGCUGAAUUCUUGCAUUUCUCUGAACGCAAUGAGUUAGGUGAAACAGAGAAUCAGAAGGUGGCUAGGUACAUCAGUGGGUUAAAGGGUUCUCUUCAGGGAAAGAUGGGUUUGCAAACCGUAUGGACCGUGCAGGAAGCUUCCAGUCUAGCAUUAAAAGCUGAGUUAAUGGAGAAGUCAUCACGCGGGUUCUCAACAUUUAGAAGAAACACGGCUCAGACCAAUUUUGAACCAACAAGUGAGAAAGAAAAGAGUGUAGCCAAUAAAGACUCCAAUCCGGGAAACAAAGGAGCUAGUAGCUCUAAUUCAACCCAACAGAACAAGGCACCAGCUCAGAGACAAAACAAUCCUUAUGCUAAGCCUUCCAUUGACAAGUGUUUCCGUUGCCAAGGACAUGGUCAUAAAUCAAAUGUCUGUCCAAGUCGGAGAACAGUUGCUAUAAUAGAGGAAGAAGAUGAAGAGGAUGAAAGGGAUUUUGCUGAGAAUGAAGAAUAUGAGGGAGCUGAAUUCGCUGAAGAAGAAUCUGGAGAGAUGAUAAACCUUGUGCUGCAACGAGUCUUGUUAUCAUCUAAAGAAGAAGGCCAACGUAAGAAUUUGUUUAGAACACAUUGUUCUAUUCAAAACAAGGUGUGUAAUGUGAUUGUGGAUAAUGGAAGCUCAGAGAAUUUAGUUUCUCAAAAGCUGGUGGACUAUCUGAAGCUACCCACAACCCGUCAUGAGAAACCGUACGGUCUUGGUUGGGUGAAGAGAGGAUCACAAGUUCGAGUUAGCAUGACUUGCAAAGUUCUCAUAUCUAUAGGUAAACAUUAUAAGGAGGAGAUCACUUGUGACGUUCUUGACAUGGAUGUUUGUCACAUUCUUCUUGGACGACCUUGGCAGUAUGAUAACGAUAUCACAUAUCGAGGUCGAGACAAUGUGAUAAUGUUUACGUGGGGCAACCAUAAAAUUGCCAUGGCACCUGUUAAGGAUUUUUGUAACACUGCGAAGGAAAAGAAGUCAAGUUUCUUGGUUAUGACACAUGACGACAAAGAGCUUGAUGGGGAUGUUCAAGAAGCAAGUGUUUCUAUCCCUUGGUUGUUAAAGGGUUGUUGAGUGCAGUAACGGAGGAAACGUCAACCCCAAGAGAAGUGUUAGAAAUUCUGGAUGAUUUCAAAGAGUUGAUUGCGGAAGAACUUCCUAAUGAUCUACCUCCCAUGAGAGAUAUUCAGCAUCAUAUUGACUUGAUUCCAGGAUCCAGUCUGCCAAAUCUUCCCCAUUACCGUAUGAGCCCUAAGGAGAAUGAGAUUUUAAGGGAACAGAUUGAAGAUUUGCUGAGAAAAGGAUUUAUUCGUGAGAGCAUGAGUCCAUGUGCCGUACCGGUUCUGCUAGUUCCUAAGAAAGGUAACCAGUGGCGGAUGUGUGUUGAUAGUAGAGCCAUUAAUAAGAUAACCAUUAAAUAUCGAUUCCCUAUACCCCGGUUGGAAGAUAUGCUUGAUGAGUUGUCAGGUUCUAAGGUGUUUUCAAAAUAGAUCUUCGAAGUGGCUAUCAUCAAAUUCGAAUCAGGCCUGGAGAUGAGUGGAAAACUGCUUUUAAGAGUAAAGACGGAUUAUUCGAAUGGAUGGUGAUGCCUUUUGGGUUGUCAAAUGCUCCUAGCACUUUCAUGAGAUUAAUGAACCAGGUUCUCCGCCCGUUCAUUGGUUCUUUUGUGGUGGUUUAUUUUGAUGACAUUUUGAUAUACAGUAAAACAAAAGACGAGCAUAUGGAACAUUUGAAGCAAGUUUUGCAGGUUUUACAAGAAAACCAAUUGUACAUCAAUCUUAAAAAAUGUACGUUCAGCACCAACAAGCUGUUAUUUCUUGGAUUUGUUAUUGGUGAAGAAGGGAUUCAGGUUGACCAGGAGAAAGUGAGUGCCAUAAGGGAUUGGCCGGUUCCUAAGUCAGUCACUGAGAUACGCAGCUUUCAUGGUCUAGCUACUUUCUACAGAAGAUUUGUUAGAGAUUUUAGUACCAUUACUGCGCCUAUCACUGAGUGUUUGAAGAAAGGGAAGUUUCAUUGGGGAUCUGAACAGGAAGAGAGUUUUGCUUUAAUUAAAGAGAGGCUUUGUACUGCACCAGUAUUAGCCUUACCCGAUUUUGACAAAGUGUUUCAAGUGGAAUGUGACGCUAGUGGUGUGGGAAUAGGUGCCGUCUUAUCACAAGAAAAACGACCGAUAGCUUUCUUUAGUGAAAAGUUAAGUGAAGCUCGCCAAAAGUGGAGCACGUAUGAUCAAGAGUUCUAUGCGGUUUUUCGAGCUCUUCGACAAUGGGAGCAUUACUUGGUUCAGAGAGAGUUUGUUCUAUUUACAGACCACCAAGCUCUAAAGUAUCUUCACAGCCAGAAAGUGAUAAAUAAGAUGCAUGCUCGUUGGUCUUUGAAGGAGUUGUACGAAUGUGAUGUUGAAUUCAAGGAGUUAUGGGGCAAAUGUAAUGGGAAGCAUCCUUCGGCAGAUUUCCACAUACGAGAUGGUUAUCUUUUUAAAGGAGACAGGCUGUGCAUUCCUUGCUCGUCAUUACGAGAAAAGUUGAUUCGCGAUUUGCAUGGUGGCGGCCUUAGUGGUCAUUUGGGAAGAGACAAGACCAUUGCUAGCUUGGAGACAAGGUUUUAUUGGCCACAUUUAAGGAGAGAUGCGGGUGCUAUAGUUAAAAGGUGUUAUAUCUGUCAGGUUUCUAAAGGACAAUCUCAGAACACUGGACUUUAUAUGCCAUUACCAAUCCCAGAAGAUAUUUGGCAAGACUUGUCUAUGGAUUUUGUGCUAGGCUUACCUCGUACACAGCGAGGCGUCGAUUCUGUGUUUGUGGUCGUUGACAGAUUCUCCAAGAUGUCGCAUUUCAUCGCUUGCAAGAAGACUGCAGAUGCCUCUAACAUCGCCAAGUUAUUUUUUCGGGAAGUGGUACGUCUUCAUGGGGUUCCUAAGACAAUAAUUUCCGACAGAGAUACCAAGUUUCUGAGUCACUUCUGGAUUACACUUUGGAGAAUGUUUGGAACCAGCUUGAAACGGAGUUCUACAGCUCAUCCACAGACUGAUGGGCAAACCGAGGUGACGAAUAGAACUUUGGGAAUAUGAUUCGAAGUGUUUGUGGAGAUAAACCGAAACAAUGGGAUCUGGCUUUACCUCAAGUGGAGUUUGCUUACAACAGUGCCGUGCACUCAGCUACAGGGAAAUCACCUUUUUCUUUGGUCUAUUGUUCUAUUCCGAAGCAUGUGGUCGAUUUGGUUAAGUUGCCUAAAGCUCCUGGAGUUAGUAUCUCAGCUGAGGCUAUGGCAGAGGAUAUUCUAGCAACUAGAGACGCUGUCCGAGCGAAGUUAGAAGCAACUGGCCAAAAGAAUAAAGAAGCAGCAGACAAGCGUAGAAGACUCAAGGUUUUCAAAGAAGGAGAUGAAGUGAUGGUGUUUCUACGAAAAGAAAGAUUCCCCGUGGGCACAUAUCGCAAGCUACAGCCUCGCAAAUAUGGUCCAUUCAAGAUUUUGCGGAAGUUAAAUGAUAAUGCUUAUGUGGUGGCACUUCCAGAAGACAUGAACAUUUCUAAUACGUUCAAUGUGGCUGACAUCUAUGAGUACCAUGCUGAUGGUGUUCUUUAUCCAGAAGAGAACUCGGGGUCGAGUUCUUUCGAGGUGGAGGAGACUGAUGUAGGAGACUCUUAGAUUUACAUAACCUAAUCUAGAAGUUUUCCUUUUAUUUCAUGUUUUCUUUUUAUUAUAGGGAUUUACCUUUUUAUGUUUUAGGCUCUCUCUAUAUAAGAGAGUUUUAGGUAUUCUGUUUUGGAUAUUCAUAUCUUUUCUUAUCAAUAGAAGUUUUUAAGCU